Molecule: messenger RNA, 1875 nt
Organism: Populus euphratica (Euphrates poplar)
Lineage: Eukaryota; Viridiplantae; Streptophyta; Magnoliopsida; Malpighiales; Salicaceae
Product: basic 7S globulin-like
Exons: 1
Coding region: 432-1739 (435 amino acids)
Biological process (GO): proteolysis
Molecular function (GO): aspartic-type endopeptidase activity
Source: RefSeq, a predicted model, not a curated record
AACGCCAUCUAGAAACGCACAACUCUUAACCCAUUUCUCUCAUUUUCAGACCCGCAAACGAAGUGAUUUAUAUUAUUGACAGUUACUGCCAAGAACUAUUGCAUUUUGCUUUGAAUCACCAAACUCUGUAAUUUGUAAAAAGGAGAGCAUGCAGAUUUUUUAUUUUGUUUUUACUACAAAGAAAAUUAAAAACCGAAGUCGUGAUACACGUGCAUAGAAAGAAGAUAAACACUGGACACCCAUCCUUUAGUGGACGCUACCACCAAUCUAGUCAGCAAAAUUAAAUUAUUGCACGACCUUAUCCAUUCUUUGUAGCUAGUCGUUUGUUCUACUACUUGAUAAGGGAUAACCCAGCUGCGUCGACCCACCGCAUCUGACAUACAAACUACAGUAGUCGCAGGUAACCUUAAUCUUCUUGCAAGUUUCAUUCGAUGAUGGCGUGUAUUCAAUCUCUUCUUCUCUUUUGUUCUUUUAUGUACAUUUUUAAUACCAACCCAUCUUGUGCCCAAAUUCCCAAUUCACCAAUUAGGUUUCUUGUUCUUCCUGUGACCAAAGAUCCUGCAACCUUUCAGUACUUGACCACAAUUCAUCACGGCACCUCACGAGAACCCGUCAGGGUUGUACUUGAUCUGGGGUGUCCAUCUCUUUGGCUUGCUUGUUCCUCAGGACGCCUGUCUUUAUCUAGGCGUCUGAUUCCAAGCUGCUCAAUCCAGUGCCCAGCAGCAAAGCCGAACAACAUGAGUUGUGCCUUCUCUGCUGUUAUGCCUACACGUAAAUCUACCGCUUGUGGUCUCUCCACAGAGAACUGCAUCACACGGUCAGCAACAAGAGGUGAGCUUGUAGAAGACAUCUUGACCGUCCAAUCAGUUGACGGGUCAAAAUCAGGUCCAGUCACUAUAGUAGAUCACUUUCUCUUCUCUUGUGUACCCAGAUUUCUUUUAAAUAGGCUAGCGGGGGGUGCCCAAGGAAUGCUUGGCCUCGGUAAGUCUCGAAUUGCUCUUCCAUCACAGCUUGCUUCGAAAUUUGGGCUCCAGAGAAAAUUUGCAACCUGCCUAUCAUCUUCAGAUGGUCUCAUUUUAUUCGGCCAUGAGACUGGUUACGACUCAAUUUUUGGCACAGAAAUUUCAAGGUCACUGACGUACACCCCUCUAGUGACUAGCCCAGAUGGCAGUGGCAGCUCACAAGAUUAUUCCAUCAACGUGAAGUCCAUCAAAAUCAAUGGCAAGCGAUUGUCUCUAAGGCAAAAGGGUAUUGGUGGAGGCACCAAAAUAAGCACAACUGUGCCAUACACCACUUUGGAGAGCUCAAUAUACAGCACCUUUAUUAAAGCUUACAAGGAGGCUGCUACUAAUAAUUAUUUCCUGAACAUGACAGUUGUGGCACCUGUGGCACCAUUUGGUCUUUGUUUUAGCUCAAAAGAAGUUCCUAGCAGCAUGUUGUUGGGGCCAAUGGUUCCUGCCAUUGAUCUAGUUUUGCAAAGUGAGAUGGUGAAGUGGAGGGUGCAUGGCAGGAAUGCGAUGGUGCCGGUGCUUGAUGAGGUUAUGUGCCUAGGUUUCUUGGAUGGCGGCUUCAAGUCCAAGACCAGUUCCUCAAUUGUUAUAGGAGGGUUUCAAUUAGAGGAUAAUCUUUUAGAGUUCAAUUUAGGUACUUCCAUGUUAGGAUUUAGUUCGACUAGACAUACAUCUUGCUCUGAUUAUCAUACUAGGAUGAUGCAAUCUACACUUAAAGAUUCCUUGUGAUUCCCCUCUUCAGUUUUGGUGUCUACUCUUGUAAGUACUUCAAUCCAUGGAUUUUGGCAGUUACUGUCAAUAUCACUAAUCUCAAUUAAGCCUAAGUAUAAAGAAGUCAAGUUUUGUUUUUGAGAUUUUUAUGAAA